Messenger RNA from Apaloderma vittatum (bar-tailed trogon), 3480 nucleotides. It is a transcript of the gene EPS15, whose product is annotated as epidermal growth factor receptor pathway substrate 15. Gene Ontology annotation, molecular function: calcium ion binding; cadherin binding. The transcript is spliced from 25 exons. Bases 499 to 2799 code for a protein of 766 amino acids. Gene Ontology annotation, biological process: endosomal transport; endocytosis. Gene Ontology annotation, cellular component: cytoplasm; clathrin coat of coated pit; plasma membrane. Lineage: Eukaryota; Metazoa; Chordata; Aves; Trogoniformes; Trogonidae. The record is from RefSeq and is a predicted model, not a curated record.
UCGAGUGCAAAUCCUGUGUAUGAGAAAUUCUAUCGACAGGUUGAUUCUGCUAAUGCUGGAAGAGUGUUAGCUUCCGACGCAGCUGUUUUCUUGAAAAAGUCUGGAUUGACAGAUUUGGUGCUUGGAAAGAUUUGGGACUUGGCUGAUACUGAUGGCAAAGGUAUCCUGAACAAACAGGAAUUUUUUGUGGCUUUACGACUUGUAGCAUGUGCACAGAAUGGAUUGGAUGUUUCCCUGAGUAGUCUUAAUUUGCCUGUUCCUCCACCGAGAUUUACUGAUACUAGUAGUCCUUUGCUACUGAGUGCAACAGCAUCAAGUGAUCUACCAUGGGCUGUUAAGCUGGAAGACAAGGCGAAGUACGAUGCUAUUUUUGACAGCCUAAAUCCUGUGAAUGGACUUUUGUCAGGUGAUAAGGUGAAACCUGUACUUCUUAACUCAAAACUGCCAGUGGAUAUUUUAGGACGGGUGUGGGAAUUGAGUGAUAUUGACCGUGAUGGAAUGUUGGAUCGAGAUGAGUUUGCAGUCGCCAUGUUUUUGGUGUACUGUGCUUUGGAGAAAGAACCAGUGCCAAUGUCCUUGCCUGCAGCUUUGGUGCCACCAUCCAAGAGAAAACCUCUUGGUGUUCCUGGAGCAAUGCCAUUAAUUCCAUCAGCAACAUCUACCAAAGAGUCUCAUCAGUCCUUACCACCUGUAGGCAUUUUAGCUGCCAAAACACCAUUAACGCAGUGGGUUGUGACGCCUGCAGACAAAAUUAAGUAUGACGAGAUCUUUGUGAAAACUGACAAGGACAUGGAUGGAUUUGUGUCAGGUGUGGAAGCCAGAGAACUAUUCCUGAAGACAGGACUACCUUCUGCUCUUCUUGCACAUAUCUGGGCUCUCUGUGACACAAAGGACUGUGGAAAGCUUUCAAAGGAACAGUUUGCUUUGGCUUUCUAUUUAAUUAAUCAGAAGUUAACAAAAGGCAUUGAUCCACCUCAGGCUCUGACUCCAGAAAUGAUUCCACCUUCAGACAGAGGUGUCACUUUACAGAAGAGUACUCAAGGACUGAAUUCAGUAGCAGAUUUUUCUGCAAUUAAAGAACUUGAUACAUUAAACAAUGAAAUAGUAGACCUGCAAAGGGAAAAGAAUAAUGUAGAGCAAGACCUGAAGGAGAAAGAAGAUACCAUCAAGCAGAGGACAAGUGAGGUCCAGGAUCUACAAGAUGAAGUAAAGCGGGAAAGCAGUAAUCUGCAAAAGCUGCAAGCUCAGAAACAGGAAGCGCAGGAAAUCCUUAACGAUCUCGACGAGCAGAAGGCCAAAUUGGAAGAGCAACUCAAUGACAUCAGGCAGAAGUGUGCAGAGGAAGCCCACUUGAUUGCCACGCUAAAGGCUGAAAUAACAAGCCAGGAAUCAAAGAUUUCAGCGUAUGAAGAUGAACUGACCAAAGCUCGAGAGGAGCUGAGUCGCCUGCAGCAAGAAACUGCAGAGCUUGAGCAUUGCAUAGAGUCUGGAAGAGCACAGCUGGGACCUCUUCAGCAACAUCUGCAGGAUUCACAACAGGAAAUCAAUUCAGUGCAGACAAAACUUCUUGAGCUGAAAGAAUUGGAAAAUAACCAGUUCAGUUGGCACUCUCAGCCGCGUAGUACGCUUGUUAAUGGAACCACGGAUCAUUCUAGUCUUAGCAACAGCAGCAGUGAGACUGCUAACCUUAAUGAGAAUGCUGAAAGGGAAAGUAUAGCAGAAGAAGAACAAACAAACAGUGUCUCUCCAGUAAGGAAUAGUCCUGAAACAACAGCCUCUGUUGUGGAAGAAGAGAAAGAGACCCCAACUGCAGCUAUUACCAAAAAAGAAGAUCCAUUUGAUGCUGAAUCUCAUCCAUUGCCUGAUCUAGCCUCUGAAGCCAGCUUAGAGUUUUUCCAGUCUGACCCUUUUGUUGGCAGUGAUCCCUUCAAAGAUGACCCAUUUGGCAAAAUUGAUCCUUUUGGUGGUGAUCCCUUCAAAGGCUCAGAUCCUUUUGCAGCUGACUGUUUUUUCAAACAAUCCUCCACUGAUCCUUUUGCAACUGCUGGCACUGAUCCAUUUAGCACUGCAGACAACAGUAAUAAUAUCACAACAGAGAUAUCGAAGAAGAAUGACCCUUUUGCUCCUGGUGGAACAACCGUUACUACAUCAAAUGAUCCAGCUACAGACCCUUUUGCGUCUCUGUUUGGAAACGAAUCCUUUGGAGGUGGCUUUGCUGACUUUAGCACGCUGUCAAAGGCCAAUAACGAAGAUCCCUUUAGCUCUUCCGUAUCAGGUUCUGUCAACAGUGUGGUCAUAACUAAAAACUUAUUUGAGGAGCCACCAGCUAAAAAUGAGGAUGUUCCUCCUGCACUGCCCCCUAAAACAGGAACUCCUACAAGGCCCUGUCCACCACCACCUGGGAAAAGACCUAUCAAUCAAAUAGACUCUUCAGAUUCCUUUAAACCGAGCGAUCCAUUUCAGCCUUUCCCCACCCCAGACAUUCCCAAAGAACAAGAAGCAGAUCUAUUCUGUGAUCCAUUUGCUCCCACCAGCAUCAGUAAAGAGGCUGACCCCAACAAUUUUGCAAACUUCAGUACUGUGAUGUCUCUUUAUAACCAAAAUCCAUUUCAUAGAAGUCGUGGUGUGCAAGCAGUAGAAGCAAAUCUCAAGUAUUCUACUGAGGAAGACAUGAUUGAAUGGGCUAAGAGGGAAAGUGAGAGAGAAGAGAAAGAAAGAUUGGCGAGACUAAAACAGCAAGAGCAAGAAGACUUGGAACUGGCUAUUGCACUCAGUAAAUCUGAAAUAUCAGAAGCAUGAAGUUUAGAAUAAGAUUUUUGUCCUGCAUCAACUGUUUUGUCCCUUUUCCUGAAUACCUAACCUAUUAAAAUGUUAAUCAGAAAAUACAUAUAUACCAGAAAGGUUUUAAAUUUCUGAAAGUGGUGUGAAUGUUUCUGCUAAAUUCAGUCCUUUUAGUUGUUUGAAUAACUGUUAAGUUUAGCAUUCAAUUUCUCUCAAGUUUUCAGGAGAACAAAGUACUUUUUCCAGCUGUGAGCAAAUCAGUUUAAAAUACAAAUAGUGUGAUUGUAGUUUGACUGUAAUCUGUCAGCAUUUGGUAAUUGAGCAUAAAGCGAACAGAGCAAUUAUUCUGCCGUGGCUGACUGUCUCCCUUCAAGCAGUUAGUCAGUCACUUGAAACCUUUCAUCCUUUUAAAGAGAUUUUAGUAAUGCCAGAGUUGUGGAGUGCUUUAUUUUAUAUAUAUGCGUAUGGAUUUUUCUCUUCAUUGAAGAUUCUACGUUUGGCUUUGAAAUAGCAAUCUUCAUGGAGUCCAAGUCAGAAAGAGUGCAUCCUUCUGAAACCUUUAAUGCUUUUCUCGCAUGGUCGUGGGUUUUAAGACAGACCUGUUAUUUUGUUUUAUGAAGCAAGUAGGUUGAAAAUUCAUGUGCGUUUGCUGUUGGCCAAGAUGACCGUCAAACUAUGAGACCCCACUGCUAUUUGAGC